Molecule: messenger RNA, 898 nt
Organism: Saprolegnia parasitica CBS 223.65
Lineage: Eukaryota; Oomycota; Saprolegniomycetes; Saprolegniales; Saprolegniaceae
Exons: 1
Coding region: 1-834 (277 amino acids)
Cellular component (GO): membrane
Source: RefSeq, a predicted model, not a curated record
AUGGUCCUCGUGCUCCAGGCGAUUCUGGUUGGCGUCUUUAUUGGCGUCGUUGUCGCAGGCUGCAUCGCGUACAUCAUAUCCCGCCAUUGCCGCAGCCAAGCCGCAGUGGCCGACGUCUACUUUGCGUAUCCCUCGAGAGCGCAGCCCGUGGUGGCGACCAUCUACCGCGGCGGUUGCAGCAUCUUUUAUAUCGUCAUCUUGCUUCUCGAGCUCGUCGAAAAUGGGUUCUCGAUCUACAAGUACUAUACGAUCUGGAACUUUACGCUGCAGCUCAUCUACUUUGUCUGGGCGACGACGUUCUCGCUGCGGCUCGCGAUGCUGCCAGCCAAGGCGCCGAUUCACGUGACGCCCGAGCUCCGAACACUCAACACCCUCUUUGGCUGGGUCCUCCCCGUGAGCUUCGUUGUCCUUAUUGUCUUUUGGGCACUGCUUUACGGGCCUGGCUAUGACCUCUCGGCUUACUCGGUCGCCGAGCACGCCGUCAACAAUAUACUCUUGGUGCUCGAGUUUGCCGCCAACGACUUUUACGUCGGCAAAGCCAGCAUCGUGUAUGCGUGUCUGCUCUGGCCAGCGCUCUACGCGGCGUGGGCGUGCCUCUCAUACGCCACGUGGCUCGGGUCGUGGCCGUACAAGUUUUUGGACCUCGACAAGAACAGCGCGAUUGGCUGGUACAUUGGUGUGCUCCUCGGCCACUUUAUCCUUUUUGGCGUCGCAUACCUUCUCAGCGUGCUCAAGCGCAAGCUCAAGCCGUCGCUCGUGACGACGCCCCCCAUCCUGGCCGAGCCACUGCCCGUCAGCAGCACGGACCUCGACUCGAUUCAAAUCGCGCCUUGACACAACAAAGUGUCGUAGGACAUAGCUUUAGCACGAUAAAGUAUACAACUCAUACUGUAGAACC